AUGAAGCUGACCGGCAAGGAGCGGGUGCUCGCGGCCCUGCUGGGGGCCACCGCGGCCUUGGCCGUCACUGCGCUCAUCCUGAUCCUGGUGGAGGCCACCAGCGUCCGCCUGCCCACGGACACCAAGUUUGGGAUUGUGUUUGAUGCGGGGUCCUCCCACACGUCCCUCUUUGUGUAUCGGUGGCCAGCGGACAAGGAGAAUGACACCGGCGUGGUCAGCCAGGCCCUGGCCUGCAAGGUGGAAGGGCCCGGAAUCUCCUCCUACACCUCCAACCCUGCGCAGGCUGGCGAGAGCCUGCGGGGCUGCCUGGAGGAGGCGCUGGCCGUGAUCCCAGAGGCUCAGCGUCCGCAAACACCCCUGUUCCUGGGGGCCACGGCUGGCAUGAGGCUGCUCAGCCAGAAGAACAGCUCUCAGGCGGGGGACAUCUUUGCCGCAGUCACCCAGGUCCUGGGCCAGGCUCCCCUGGACUUUCGGGGUGCUGAGCUCCUGGCCAGUCAGGAUGAAGGUGCCUUAGGUUGGAUCACCAUCAACUACGUUCUGGGCCUACUGGUCAAGUACUCGUUCUCCGGAGAGUGGAUCCGGCCUCCGGAGGGGACGCUGGUGGGCGCCCUGGACAUGGGCGGGGCGUCCACCCAGAUCACCUUCGUGCCCGGAGGCCCUGUUCUGGACAAGAGCACGCAGGCCGCCUUCCGCCUCUACGGCUUCGAGCACAGCGUCUACACGCACAGCUACCUCUGCUUCGGGCGCGACCAGAUGCUGACCAGGCUCCUGGCCGGGCUGCUGCAGAGCCGCCAGGCCCUCCGGGUCCGCCACCCCUGCUACCACAGCGGCUACCGGGGCACGGUGUCCCUGGCCCCCCUGUACGAGUCGCCUUGUGUCCAGGCCACAGCGCCCCCAGGCCUCCCCCAGAGCCUGACCGUGGAAGGAACAGGGAAUCCCAGGGCCUGCGUGUCGGCCACCCGGGGCCUCUUCAACUUCUCCAGCUGUGAGGGCCGAGAGGACUGUGCCUUCAACGGGGUCUACCAGCCCCCCGUGCGGGGCCAGUUCUAUGCCUUCUCCAGCUUCUUCCACACCUUCCACUUCCUGAACCUCACCUCCAGGCAGUCGCUGGCCACCGUCAACGCCACCGUCUGGGACUUCUGCCAGAAGCCCUGGAAGCUGGUGGAGGCGGCCUGGCCCGGGCAGCAGCCCUGGCUGCGUGACCACUGUGCCUCGGGCCUGUACAUGCUCACGCUCCUGCUCGAAGGCUACGGGUUCACGGAGGAGACCUGGCCCAGCAUCGAGUUUCGCAAGCAGGCUGGAGGCACUGACAUCGGCUGGGCACUGGGCUACAUGCUGAACCUGACCAACAUGAUCCCGGCCGAGGUGCCUGCCCAGUGGCGGGCAGAGAGCUAUGGCGUCUGGGUGGCCAGCGUUGUCUUCGUGGCGCUGACCCUCGCGGCCAUUCUCGCCGCUGCUGCGGCCCAGCUCCUCUGGGCCCGGGACUGA
Messenger RNA from Molossus molossus (Pallas's mastiff bat), 1488 nucleotides. RefSeq names its product ectonucleoside triphosphate diphosphohydrolase 8 (gene ENTPD8). Lineage: Eukaryota; Metazoa; Chordata; Mammalia; Chiroptera; Molossidae. The record is from RefSeq and is a predicted model, not a curated record. The transcript has 9 exons. Gene Ontology annotation, biological process: nucleoside diphosphate catabolic process. Bases 1 to 1488 code for a protein of 495 amino acids. Gene Ontology annotation, molecular function: GDP phosphatase activity; UDP phosphatase activity. Gene Ontology annotation, cellular component: plasma membrane.